Messenger RNA from Sitodiplosis mosellana (orange wheat blossom midge), 1819 nucleotides. Its product is annotated as transformer-2 protein homolog alpha-like. The record is from RefSeq and is a predicted model, not a curated record. Lineage: Eukaryota; Metazoa; Arthropoda; Insecta; Diptera; Cecidomyiidae. The coding region runs from base 903 to 1499 and encodes 198 amino acids. Gene Ontology annotation, molecular function: RNA binding. Gene Ontology annotation, cellular component: spliceosomal complex. Gene Ontology annotation, biological process: positive regulation of mRNA splicing, via spliceosome. The transcript has 6 exons.
UGAGCUUCUAUUUGGUUGACACAACAGAGUGUCAGAAAUGUCAAAACUACCUACACAUGAUUCACGUGGUGUACGAUUCACUAAGUUGAUUGGUUCUAAGAAACAAAAGUGUUUUGCAUGCAUAAGAGUUACAAUAUCCAAGCAAGAUGAUGUUAUUGUUAGUGCGAGCACUUCGAGAAUUCACGCGAACUGAAAAACACUCAACAAUGUGCUGUGGUGCAUGUGGUUAGUUGUAAAAUGAAGCGUAUAUGUUUGGAGACGCUUGCAUUUACGGUAUGUUUACUGAAAUGAUUUCUAUCAAACGCUGAUCACAGUUUUUUUUUCAUUUUUCUCUGCUUUGGGUCAUUCGUUUGUGGCAUGCCAUUGCUACUGUGUUUUAUUCGAUGCUGUUUCUUUUUCUUCUUCUUCCCGCCUUCUUUUGCUCUCUCUCUCUCUCUCUCUCUCUCUCGCUCGCUAUUAUUUCUGCAAUAUGAUUUCUGUCAACACAUUGAAGUGUGAAAUGAAGCUCAGCAGCAGCAGUGUAAUAUGGUCAGUUGAAUCGAAGCGCACACAUAUACACAGCAUAAACGGCAGCACCAGAAGAGUUGCCGACUCACGAAUUCGUGAUGUUUUUCAGUUUUUCGUAUUCAAAUGCAUCUAACUGUAAACAAUAUGAAAGAGAGAACAACAUUGAUUGUGUAAGUAGGAUUUUAGCCGGCGACACACAGCACCACGAUUAUAUCGUAACGUAUCGUAACACACACACAGUGCUUUGGACUAGAGCUCAUCGAUCGACUUGUGUUUCGUACAUGCGGUCAACCGACAGAAGAAGCAAUAAAACACACACCAAAUUCGAUUACAAUUCCAUUUUCUGACGAUCAAAACAAAAAUCUCGACUUUUCACUGAAAUAAAUUUGCCGACAAUGGAUUACUGCGAUUUGAAUCAUUCCGAACGACAAAUGCACAAAAUGCGACCGCGUACACCACCACUGCCACCGCCAGUCUCAAGACGAAAUCGCAGCCGAUCUCCACGAAGACGAUAUCGAUCACCAAUGUUGUUGCAUCAUGACUAUCAUCGUUCUCGCGACCGACCCAUUGAUCCCUAUGAUGACCCAAACCGGAACUCAAACUCACGUGCACGACCGCAAGAGAGCCGCUGCAUUGGUAUUUUCGGUUUGAGCGAACGUACAACUGAAACGGACAUCCGACGCAUGUUCUCAAAGUAUGGUUACAUUGAAAACACCACGCUCAUCUAUGACAACAAAACUCGUCGAUCGCGUGGCUACUGUUUCGUUUACUUUGAAUCGAUGAAAAGUGCCACUCGAGCUGUUGAAUCAUCGACCAAUCUGCGCAUCGAUAACCGUUAUGUUCGUGUGGAUUAUUCAAUCACCAGUCGACCACGAUCAUCUGGCUCCUCUGAUCGCUACAAAGAUGAAGUGAACCGCUAUGCCAGUGCACGCAAUCGAUCAAACCAUCGACGUGUUCACAGCCCUUCGCCGCCUAGACGCUACCAUCGUUGAACGCUCAUAGUUUCUAGCAUCCAUCGAACAUUUUCAUCAAUCAAACUAAAAUGUAUCAUCGAAAAUCGCAUUAGGAAACGCUGAAAAUUCUAAGCAAUCAACAUUCAACUCAACAAUGAAAAAUUCCAACUAUGAAUCAUUUCCAUAUAAGAAAAAACAAACAAACUCUACAAUCAAGAGGGAAAAGGCCAAAUGAAUCUCGUUUUUUUUUUCUAAAAAAUAUUAGUCAAAUAUUUUAUUCAUUCUAACAUAUGUAAUUUCUUUGAAAUUUAAAAUAUAUUAUAUAAAAAAAAACAAUACAAUUCUAUAUUUGAAACAAA